Molecule: messenger RNA, 1122 nt
Organism: Filobasidium floriforme
Lineage: Eukaryota; Fungi; Basidiomycota; Tremellomycetes; Filobasidiales; Filobasidiaceae
Product: putative ornithine carbamoyltransferase
Exons: 4
Coding region: 1-1122 (373 amino acids)
Biological process (GO): L-citrulline biosynthetic process
Cellular component (GO): mitochondrion
Molecular function (GO): ornithine carbamoyltransferase activity; amino acid binding
Source: RefSeq, a predicted model, not a curated record
AUGCUCAACAAGCGCCUCGCCGACAAGCCAAUGUCUCUGAUGACUCUGGCAGAUCUCUCCACCACGCAAAUUGCGACUCUGAUCAAGUUGUCUUUGGCUUACAAGACCAUCGCUACGGUUUACCGAACUGGUGGCAUCAUCUCUCGGCUACCCAAGGAAUCGGUCGCGUUGAUCUUCAACAAGAGGAGCACGCGAACUCGGGUGGCUAGUGAGACUGCGAUAACCGCUCUCGGUGGAAGCGCUCUCUUCUUGGGAAAAGACGACAUCCAGCUGGGCGUCAACGAGUCUCUCGAAGAUACGGCCCGUAUCAUUGGUAGCAUGACGGCAGGAAUCAUGGCUCGAGUGGGCGAACAUGUAGAAGUCGAGACUUUGGCGCAAAAGGCGGGCGUCCCAGUCAUCAACGCGCUAUCGGAUCUUUGGCAUCCUACCCAGAUUCUCGCGGACAUCAUGACGAUGUAUGAGAUAUUGACUCCGGCAGAACAAAACCCAUUGUCGCGGUUCAAAAGCUCUAACACGCCGGAAAGGGACGCAUUCGCACUGGCCGAGCAGAUCGAUCCGCUCGCGGCGUUGCAAGGCAAAAAGAUCGUUUGGGUCGGCGACGUCAACAACGUCCUCAACGACAUGCUGGUAUCGCUGCCUCGCCUAGGCAUGAAGAUGGCUGUGGCAGCUCCUCAAGGGUACGACAAAGUCGAUCCUAGGGUCUGGAAGAGGGUCGAGGAGGCUGGAACUGCAGACCAGAUCCUCAUUACCAAUUCGCCAGCUGAAGCGCUCCGGGACGCAGACUUUGUGGUCACUGAUACAUGGAUCUCUAUGGGACAGGAAGCGGAGAAGGAAGCUCGUUUGAAGGCUUUCAACGGGUUCCAAGUCACUGAAAAGCUGUGCCAGGAGUCUGGCGCAAAGCCGGACUGGAAGUUCUUGCACUGCCUACCUCGCAAAGCCGAGGAGGUGGAUGACGAGGUCUUUUAUGGACCUCGAAGCCACGUCUUCCGUGAAGGUGAAAAUCGAAAAUGGACCAUCAUGGCUUGCUUCGGGUCAGUGUUGGUUGGGAGAGAUCCUACAGAUCGUCGAGCUGAUCGCAAUCUAAAUCUACGCAGUACCCUCUUUGCGACCUGGACGAUCUAA